UUGAAUACAUCGUCGAACUAUUUAGGUUAUCUAACAAACAGCUCGUUUUCAGCCUCAUGAAAAACUUUUGAGAUUUGGCAUGGGACGUAAAGUGACUCUUGCAGCUUGUAGCUUAAAUCAAUGGGCCCUAGAUUUCGAGGGAAACUUGAAAAGAAUUCUUCAGAGCAUCAACAUUGCUCGCGCACAUGGAGCGACUUACAGACUCGGUCCUGAGUUGGAAAUUCCCGGCUACGGUUGCAAUGACCAUUUCCUGGAAAGCGACACGUUACUGCAUUCUUUUCAAGUCCUGGCGUUGUUGUUGAAAUCUCCCGUGACGAAAGACAUUAUAUGCGACGUCGGAAUGCCCGUUAUGCACCGAAAUGUACGGUACAACUGUAGAGUUAUCUUCCUCAAUGGAAAGAUCCUCUUGAUUCGACCAAAGAUGACUUUGGCUUGUGAUGCGAAUUACAGAGAAGGAAGAUGGUUUACAAGAUGGGCGAAGACAAGGCAAACUGAAGAGUACUUCCUGCCUCGCAUGAUAUCUGAAAUUACUGGUCAAGUAACAGUUCCUUUUGGAGAUGGUGUGAUCUCAACAUUGGAUACUUGUGUUGGCACAGAAAUCUGUGAGGAACUUUUCAGUGUAAACUGUCCUCACAUAGCUAUGGCUCUUGAUGGAGUGGAGAUUUUUACAAAUGCCAGUGCAAGUCAUCAUCAACUUAGGAAGUUAAACAAGAGAGUUGAAUAUGUGAAGGAUGCCACUGCCAAGGGUGGUGGCAUUUAUGUCUAUGCCAAUAUGCGAGGCUGUGAUGGAGAAAGAGUCUACUAUGACGGCUGCUCUAUGGUGGCAGUUAAUGGAAAAAUAGUUGCACAAGGUUUGCAAUUUUCCAUGCAAGAGGUUGAAGUUGUAACCUCCACUGUCGAUUUGGAAGAAGUGCGUUCCCAUCGUGGUGCAAAGCCAACAUUUGGUUCAAAUGCAAUGGAUCUCACCCAGAGCUAUCCCAGAAUCAAGGUGGACUUUGCAUUGAGCCGUGAAGAUGAUAUUUCGGUUGCUCCUGCUGAACCCAUAGAUGUCCGUUAUCACACGCCAGAGGAGGAAAUAAGCCUGGGGCCGGCAUGCUGGCUGUGGGACUACCUCAGGAGAAGUGGCCAAGCUGGCUUUUUUCUACCUUUGAGUGGAGGCAUUGACAGUUCAUCAACAGCCUGCAUUGUAAGCUCCAUGUGUCAUCAGGUGUGUCAAGCUGUCAAAAGUGGAGAUCAACAGGUGUUGGAAGAUGCUCGUAGGAUUGUGAAUGACAACAAUUACAUUCCUACCAAUCCCAAGGAGUUUGCAGGCCGUAUCUUUGUUACUUGUUACAUGGGAACUGAAAAUUCUUCCGAAGAAACAAGGAAAAGAGCAAGUAAUCUGGCUGAGGAGAUAGGCAGUCAUCAUAUGGGGAUCACAAUCGAUGCUGCUGUGAGUGCCGUUCUCGGGAUUUUUACAGCAGUCUCGGGUAAAAUCCCGAAAUUCAAGUUAUAUGGCGGGACUCACCGCGAGAAUCUGGCUUUACAGAACGUACAGGCUCGUCUGCGCAUGGUGUUAGCGUACUUAUUUGCGCAGCUGAUCAUGUGGGCGCGCGGGCUCCCAGGUGGACUGCUAGUCUUGGGAUCAGCAAACGUGGAUGAAAGUUUGUGCGGCUACCUGACCAAGUACGACUGUUCUAGUGCAGACAUUAACCCGAUCGGUGGAAUAAGCAAAAAGGAUCUAAAAUCGUUCAUUUUCUACUGCGUAGAAAAGUUUAACUUCAGCUCGUUGAUACGAAUCCUUGGUGCACCACCCACAGCAGAGCUUGAGCCGUUAGCAGACGGCCAGAUACAACAGACAGAUGAGGAGGAUAUGGGUAUGACUUACGACGAACUCUCAAUGUUCGGUUGCUUAAGGAAGGUAACUCGUUGUGGACCGUACAGCAUGUUCUGCAAACUAAUCCACACCUGGCGAGGAACUUAUACUCCUGCCAAAGUGGCUGAGAAAAUUAAACGUUUCUUCCGCGCAUACUCAAUCAACCGGCACAAAAUGACAACCCUGACACCCGCCUACCACGCAGAAAACUACUCCCCGGACGACAAUCGAUUCGAUCUCCGACCGUUCUUGUACAACACUCAUUGGUCGUGGCAAAUGCGAUUGAUUGACGAGGAAGUUCGACGACUCCAAGUGGCCGAGGCGUCGUUGUUACGUCACCAGGAGCCUCGCCUUCAUGUCAACAGUGACACUUUGUAUGGAGGCUCUCAUGAUCCGCACGCGGGCAACAAUGAGGGCAUGACGUCAUCACCGGUAAAGAGUGAGAGAACUGGAAAUCAAUUUGGCACCGAGGAGCAUCAAACGAGACGUGAGAGACUGGAGCGGACUUUGGAAACGCUGACAAGUUUUAAUCGAGGAACCACAAGGACACAGAACAGGGGAACUCCUCCGUGCCCUGCGCUGAUCCGCAUCAAGUCUGAGCCUGUGGAUCACGAGGAAGGUCGUGCGACCCACGGUGCUGUGGACGACCCGGACAUCAGACCGCGGAAGAGAAGCGAAGCCAACAUGGCGGGAAGCUCUGAUGGGGAGUUUGUCAGUGGAGAGAAGUACAUGCGGAUAACGUCACCUUAGCUGUCGAUUCAGUGAUUUUUCUUUUAUCGCUGAAGGCUGAAAUACCUUCGAUUGGAGUUGGCGUCCUGUAGGUACACCCCAGUAGACGGACUUUGAAGUGUGUCUGAGCUUAGCUCCUGUCGGAGUGAUCUCGAGUGCGUGUACUGUUUUUAGAUUGGGUGAUAAUAGUCGGAACUAUGUGCGAAUUCCUCACCGAUGACCUGCCGAUGUGGCCGGUUAUAGGUCCUCUGGAGUACUGACAGUUGUACAAUCACCUGUUGAAUUGUUGAAUUGGAUUCAUGGUGUCAAUGCAAUUGAUUUUUGACGUCAUCCAAUACUUUUCCAACCUCGUUUCCAGGAAUAACUUUGGAGACGAGGCUGAGCAAGCGCAUAGAGAGAGAGAGAGAGAGAGGCCCUUGAAUUCCCAAAGUCUGAAUCUUAACUCUCCUUUCUGGUUGCUUUCCAGAUGCUUGCAAAUUAUUCCAAGGAAUUUGGUGUGACGUCAACCUAACACUCCUGUCAUCGUGUUUUUGACCCAUUAUAACCUAACAUUUGUAUGCUUAUUCUCCGUAAUGUUUUUCACCGCUUCACAUGGUACUGACAGGGAGAAUUUGUUUAAGAAUCUAGAGCUGCAUGAGUUGAAGAUCAUUUCCUUUAUUCCCUUGACCGUAACGUUUGAUUCAGGGGUGAUAUGGUAUGGAGAAACAAGAUGAUGAUCACUGUAAGCACAAAGGGUUAAUCGCUCGAUUGCAGUAUACUGCACUGUUCUAGUCGGGUGAAGUUGCUGGUAAAUCAUUCCAGGAUUUAAGAGGUCAGGGUCUUGUUGUUCAAAGCUUGGUUAAGGGCCUUUCCGCACUUGGCGUUUUAAAAUUUUAGAAUCCCCGAGUUUUGCAUAAAAAAGAUAAUUUUUUCCUUUCUCGUAAACUGACUUCUGUUCAAUUACACGCUGGUCGUAGCUUAUACGACAAAUGAUCGACAGGGUUAUCACGGUUUAUUUCUUUAGUCGAUUUUUUCCAGUUUUCAACUGGGACAAUUUUGUCAAAGUGCGUUGGAAGAUGUGUCCGCUUCGGCCAAAAUUUUUCAAGUCGCGACAAACCAUUCGCACUUGUAAAAUGUUAGUGAUGACAGAAAAUUUGUCUAAAUAGACAACUUUUUCGCUAGUGCUGUAAGGCUCUUAAAAUACCUUAGAGUUAAUGAGAAAUCUGGUUGAAGAUCUGAAGGCUUUAAAACAAAAUUUAGGACAAAUAUUUUUGUCUACAAUUUGAUGACUGGAUGCCUUUCAAAGAAGAGAGAAAAUUAUCCUGGAAAGGCUUUUGAACAGAGGGAUGAAGAAACUCAGAUUAAAAUUUAACCCCGGGUUAGCGCUAAGCAGCCUUCGAACAGCUGAGCCCAGUGAGAUAUACUGCGUUCGAAAUGCACUUUACGAACUAUUGAAUUUUCUUGAAAAUUUUUAGUGAUAGUAUCAAGAACAAUUUGUAUUCAGAAUUUUGAUGAAUUGAUAUAAUUACGUCACCAGGUUAUUUGGACACGCGCAAAAUGAGUGUGGUGAAAAAAAAAAUGGAAAGUAAUGUUGUUAUACAAUCCUUUAUUAUAUUUAAUAUUUUGGAGAAAGUGAUAUUAUCACAAUUCCAAUCGGAAGAGAAAAAA
Pocillopora verrucosa is the source of this 4231-nucleotide messenger RNA. Its product is annotated as glutamine-dependent NAD(+) synthetase. Gene Ontology annotation, cellular component: cytoplasm. Gene Ontology annotation, biological process: NAD+ biosynthetic process. The record is from RefSeq and is a predicted model, not a curated record. Lineage: Eukaryota; Metazoa; Cnidaria; Anthozoa; Scleractinia; Pocilloporidae. Gene Ontology annotation, molecular function: ATP binding; NAD+ synthase (glutamine-hydrolyzing) activity; glutaminase activity.